Saimiri boliviensis boliviensis (Bolivian squirrel monkey) is the source of this 1569-nucleotide messenger RNA. RefSeq names its product olfactory receptor 52P1-like. Gene Ontology annotation, biological process: GMP biosynthetic process; G protein-coupled receptor signaling pathway. Gene Ontology annotation, cellular component: plasma membrane. Lineage: Eukaryota; Metazoa; Chordata; Mammalia; Primates; Cebidae. Gene Ontology annotation, molecular function: olfactory receptor activity; G protein-coupled receptor activity; GMP synthase (glutamine-hydrolyzing) activity. The record is from RefSeq and is a predicted model, not a curated record.
AUGCUAAUCCUCAACCAUUCCAGCUUCGUGACCUUCACGCUGAUGGGCAUACCUGGCUUAGAGUCACAGCACUUGUGGCUAUCUGUUCCUUUCUUCUCCAUGUUUUUGACUAUCCUCAUUGGCAAUGGCUCUAUCCUUUUCCUGGUGGCCACAGAGCCCACACUUCAUUCACAAAUGUACCUGCUUCUGGCCCUACUGAUGGUGGCUGACCUCAUAUCCACUCUGGCUGUGGUGCCCAAGCUCCUCUGCCUCUUCUGGUUCAAUGAUGGGGACAUAGCUGUCAAUGCCUGUUUCACUCAGAUGUUUUUCAUCCAUGGAUCAUCUGUGAUACGAUCGGCCCUCCUUGUUUCAAUGGCUUUUGACCGCUUUGUUGCCAUAUGUGAGCCCUUACGCUACAACAUAAUUCUGAGCCAUUCUUUAGUUGGACUCCUGGGACUGCUGGCUCUUGCCAAGGGUGUGAUCCUUGUCUUGCCCAUGCCUCUUCUACUUCAAAGAUUAACCUUCUGCCACACGGCCAUUCCUCAUACCUACUGUGAUCACAUGGCUGUGGUGAAGAUGGCCUGUAACCACACCAGGCCCAAUUGUGUCUAUGGGCUCUUCGUGAUCUUGCUUGUGGUGGGACUUGAUCUGCUGCUCAUUGGCUUCUCUUAUGCCCUUAUCCUUCAGACUGUGGUACGCCUCAGCUCUCGAGAUGCCACCUGCAAAGCCCUCAACACCUGCUCAGCACACCUCUUUGUCAUCCUUGUCACCUAUGUGCCUGCACUCUUUUCCUCUAUCACCCACCGCAUUGGUCACAAUAUCCCACCACAUGCACAUGUUCUCCUUGCCAAUCUCUACCUUCUCCUGCCCUCAAUGCUCAACCCCAUCAUCUAUGGUAUAAAAAUGAAGGAAAUAAGGGGCAAGAUGACCAAAUGCCUGUACAGAAGAAUGGCACAGAAUAGAGUCAAAGCCUGCACAACAGAAGAGGAUCAGGAGAAGCUGAUGCAAAUUACAAGUCUGCAUUCACGGAAUGCCUUCUUGCUGCCAAUUAAAACUGUAGGUGUGCAGGGUGACUGUCGUUCCUACAGUUACGUGUGUGGAAUCUCCAGUAAAGAUGAACCUGACUGGGAAUCUCUUAUUUUUCUGGCGAGGCUUAUACCUCGCAUGUGUCACAAUGUUAACAGAGUUGUUUAUAUAUUUGGCCCACCAGUUAAAGAACCUCCUACAGAUGUUACUCCCACUUUCUUGACAACAGGUGUGCUCAGUACUUUACGCCAAGCUGAUUUUGAGGCCCAUAACAUUCUCAGGGAGUCUGGGUAUGCUGGGAAAAUCAGCCAGAUGCCGGUGAUUUUGACACCAUUACAUUUUGAUUGGGACCCACUUCAAAAGCAGCCUUCAUGCCAGAGAUCUGUAGUUAUUCGAACCUUUAUCACUAGUGAUUUCAUGACUGGUAUACCUGCAACACCUGGCAAUGAGAUCCCUGUAGAGGUGGUGUUAAAGAUGGUCACUGAGAUUAAGAAGAUUCCUGGUAUUUCUCGAAUUAUGUAUGACUUAACAUCAAAGCCCCCAGGAACUACUGAGUGGGAGUAA